UGACGCACAACAAAGACUUAAUGUAGGUCGUAUUGCUCAGCGAGAGGUCAAGUAUAUGACGCCGCCAUUUUGAGAGUUGUGGACGAUUUAGGGGUGGAAUAUUAGUAGGAAGGGGCACCAAAAAUAUGUCGUGGUGCUCGGAAGGGUUACUAUUCCUUUGCUUUUUGAUACUUUGUAUCUUUCUGGAGACAGCCCAUUGUUACUGUCCGCCGGACCAAUACUCCUGCGCUGAUGGAUCAACCUGUAUUCCAAACGAACUAAAAUGCAACAAUAUAUUCGAAUGUCCCGAUGACUCCGAUGAAGGCCCAGAGGCCGGUUGCGGCUAUCGAUGUUACUCUUGCUCUGAUUGUCCUGAGAAAGCAGAAACCAGAUUUCGUUUAUGUCCCUAUGGAUGCUCGAAAAUAGUACAGGAAUUUGAAGGAAGAAAAACAGUUUCACUGGGUUGCUCUUUCACACAGCUAAAUCGAUGUGACGAGAGCUGGAAGGGAUCGACAAGAGUGACUACUUGCAUGUGUACAACCAAUGACUGUAACAUUGCCCAGGGAAUCAGCGUACUUCUUUCCAGUGCAGUAACAAUUACUCCCAUUUCAUUUGGGUUAUCUUUGUUAUCUGCACUUUUUGUAAAGUAUCUGUUAUAAGUUCAUUCUGUACAGUCUGUAAUGCGUCCAUUGUGGCUGUCCCCACUUUUUUUACUAAGCAUAUGUGAUAUGAUUGACUUUGAUAGUCGUUCAUAUUUUCCAAGGACCAUAUUUUAUACUGAUGUGAUCAAAAAGCUUUCUGGUUUUGUAAAUACAAGAUGUAGAAACAUUAAACCAUGCAUGUACAGUGGUAUUCUAAAUGGUUUAUAACCAAAUAUAAUUGUAUGUCUAUGAAUUCAACAUUUGGUGCAUAUUACAGUGAAAACAACAAAAGAUUGACUUUCGUCUAUUUUUCUCUGUUGAUCCUGUUUAUCCGUACAUUUCAUAUUAAGAUUAAGAAUAAUUAAGAUUGAAAUACCAGAUCAGCGUUUUAGUACUGGAAUAUUUAUUAAUGAAAAGGACAAUGUCCGAAAAAGCUUUUAUAACUUUGAUAUUGAUGGUGCAAAUUGACAAAAUUUGCCUGCUUAGGACUGGUCGUAUAUAUUGAAAGAUAUCAGGAUAUUAUAUGAUAAUCCGUAUAAUAUAGAUAAGUUUGUGUUUUUAAGUACGAUUCAAUCCAUAAUUUUGUAACUCCAAGGAAGAUGAUAAGUUCACAGACGUGACAGAGAAUAAGAUAAAGAAAUACAAAAUAGUUGAUAAAUUUAUUCUAUUUAUUGUCGCUUUGGAGAAAAUGCAAACAUCCCAUUUUAGGUAGAAUGAUGAAUAUGUUGUACAUAAAACGAAUGAAUAAAUUUUAGCAGAUAAAUUC
Molecule: messenger RNA, 1386 nt
Organism: Lingula anatina
Lineage: Eukaryota; Metazoa; Brachiopoda; Lingulata; Lingulida; Lingulidae
Source: RefSeq, a predicted model, not a curated record